GGCAGCUGCAGAAGGAGCGGCGCCUCGGUUGGGCUUUGCCGGUGGAGAGGUCGCGCCGAAUCAUGUGGGCCCGGUUUGGCGCCGCGGGGCGGCGGCUGCAACAGCUGAGCCACGGCCGCAUCCGUAGUCCCACAUCCUUCAGCCAGUGUUUGUGGAGGUGGAAAAGCAGCCCAGUGAACGAAAGAGCCCUGCAAUACAAAGUCGGAGAACAUAUCCAAGGGUUCACAGUAAACCAGGUGACAGCAGUACCCGAGCUGUUCUUAACUGCUGUUAAACUCAACCAUGAUAAGACAGGAGCCAAGUACCUGCAUGUGGCACGAGAGGAUUCCAAUAAUCUUUUCAGCGUUCAGUUCCGUACCACCCCAAUGGACAGCACGGGCGUCCCCCAUAUCCUGGAGCACACUGUGCUCUGUGGGUCUCAGAAGUACCCCGUCCGAGAUCCCUUCUUCAAAAUGCUGAACAGGUCACUCUCCACGUUCAUGAAUGCAUUUACAGCUAGUGACUACACACUGUACCCGUUUUCCACUCAAAAUCCCAAGGAUUUCCAGAAUCUUCUCUCUGUAUACUUGGAUGCAGUGUUUUCCCCCUGUUUGAGACAUCUAGAUUUCUGGCAAGAAGGCUGGAGGCUGGAACACGAGAAUCCCAGAGAUCCGCAGACAUCAUUAAUCUUCAAAGGAGUAGUUUUUAAUGAAAUGAAGGGGGCCUUUACAGAUAAUGAGAGGGUGUUCUCUCAGCACCUUCAGAACCACAUUCUCCCUGAUCACACAUAUGCCGUCGUCUCUGGUGGACACCCUCUGAAGAUCCCUGACCUUUCCUGGGAGCAGCUCAAACAAUUUCACGCCUUGCAUUACCAUCCCAGCAAUGCAAGGUUCUUCACUUACGGUAACUUUCCCCUGGAGCAACACUUGAAACAAAUUCACGAGGAGGCGCUGAUAAAAUUCCAGAAAAUUGAACCGAAUACAGGUGUCCCCCCACAGCCACUCUGGGACAAGCCUAGAGAAUGCCAUGUAACGUGUGGCGCAGAUUCGUUUGCUACGGACCCCAAGAAGCAGACCAUGGUCAGCAUCAGCUACCUCCUGUCCGACAUUACAGAUACUUUUGAAACCUUCACCUUAAACCUGUUGUCUUCGUUAUUGAUUGGUGGCCCAAAUUCCCCGUUUUAUAAAGCUUUAAUUGAGUCUGGCCUGGGUACAGAUUUUUCACCAGAUGUUGGGUUUAAUGGCUCCACAAGAGAGGCUUACUUCAGCGUCGGCCUUCAAGGGAUCGCUGAGGAAAACAUCAACACUGUGAAGCAAAUCAUUGCUAGGACCAUUGAUGAAGUUAUCGAGGACGGAUUUGAGGAAGAAAGAAUCGAAGCUCUGCUUCACAAAAUUGAAAUCCAAAUGAAGCAUCAGUCAACAAAAUUUGGACUUGCCUUAGCCUCAUAUAUCGCCUCCUGCUGGAAUCAUGAGGGAGACCCCGUCGACCUGCUGAAGAUUGCAGAUCAAACCGCUCAAUUCAGAGAGUGGCUCAGGGAGGAUCCUCACUUCCUUCAGAGGAAAGUAAAGCAGUACUUUAAGGAUAACCCUCAUCAACUUAUGCUGUCGAUGAGUCCAGAUGAAGCUUUCUGUGACAAACAAGCAGCUCUGGAAGCAGCAAAACUAAAAGAGAAGAUUGAGGCUCUUUCUGACGAAGAAAAGAAACAAACUUAUGAGAAAGGUUUGGAACUGAUGGAACUGCAGAGCAAGCCUCAAGACACGUCCUGCCUUCCAGCCCUGAAAGUUUCAGAUAUUGAACCUAGAAUCACCUUUACUGAGCUGGAGACAUCGCUUACAGCCGAAGAUGUCCCUGUCCAGUACUGUGCUCAGCCCACGAAUGGGAUGGUGUACUUCAGAGCUGUCUCCAGUCUUAACACCCUGCCAGAAGAACUGAGGCCCUACGUGCCACUCUUUUGCAGCGUCAUAACCAAAAUGGGAUGCGGAGCUCUGAGUUACAGAGAACAGGCUCAAGAGAUUGAUUUGAAGACUGGCGGGCUUUCUGUCAGCCCCCAUAUCACCGCUGAUGACUCCAAUCUGGAUGUCUAUGAACAGGGGGUGCUUUUCUCUUCACUGUGCCUUGAUAGAAAUCUGUCAGACAUGAUGCACCUAUGGACAGAAAUAUUCAACACCCCUCAUUUUGAAGACGACGAGCAUUUCAAAGUGUUGGUGAAGAUGACCGCUCAAGAGCUGUCAAAUGGGAUCCCAGAUUCAGGACAUAUGUACGCCUCCAUCAGGGCCAGCAGAACCCUGACACCUGCAGGAGAGUUGCGAGAAAUGUUUGAUGGCAUGGAGCAGGUGAAGCUGAUGAAGCGAAUUGCAGAAAUGUCUGAUAUUAAGCCAGUGCUGCGCAAACUGCCCCGCAUCAAGAAACAUCUGUUAAACAGCGACAACAUGCGGUGUGCAGUGAACUCCACUCCACAGCAGGUCUCCCAGGCUGCCAAAGCUGUAGAGAAAUUCAUAAAGGCUAUCACAAGAAGUAAAAAGGAGCGAAAGCCUGUCCGCCCGCAUGUGGUUGAGAAACCGUGGGAUCCUAAAACUGUUGCGGGUGGAGCACCUGCGAGUACUCGGAUCACAAGGAAACUGAUCACGGAUCCUACUUUCAAGCCAUGUCAGAUGAAGACCCAUUUCCUGCUUCCCUUCCCAGUGAAUUACAUUGGGGAAUGUGUUCGAACUGUUCCCUUCACAGCUGCAGACCAUGCAGGCCUUCGCAUCCUUGCCCGCUUAAUGACUGCUAAAUUCCUGCAUACGGAAAUCAGAGAGAAAGGAGGUGCGUAUGGAGGAGGCGCUCAGCUCUCUCACAACGGAAUCUUCGCAUUCUAUUCCUACAGGGAUCCAAAUUCCACCACAACUCUGGCUGCCUUUGAAAAGGCCGCCGACUGGGCCAGAGCAGGCAAAUUCACCCAGCAAGACAUUGACGAAGCCAAGCUUGCUGUCUUUGCGGCAGUAGAUGCUCCCGUAGCGCCAUCUGACAAAGGGAUGAACCAGUUUUUGUACGGAAUCUCCGAUGAGAUGAUGCAGCAACACAGGGAGCAUCUUUUUACCGUUUCUAAGGAUCACCUAAUAGAUGCAGCCUGCAAAUACCUUGCUGCUGGGAGGAGCACGAGAGGACUGGCUGUUCUUGGACCAGAAAACGCUGACACUGCCAAAGACCCUUCGUGGGUUAUACGAUAACACCUGCUGUCAGAUUUGCUUAGAUGGGAUAAACAAGGUCAUAUGCCAAAUAGAUUCAAAUCUUCUUCCUUCUGUACAUGUCUGCAGGCAGGGACGAGAAGCCAUUGUGCACUGUGUUUCUGGGGAAAGCUUGCCCUGCAGCAGCGUUCGUUGAAGGAAGACACUGCUCUGUGUCUGUCUUUCACUAAGCAGCUUUUCCACCUUAAGCUCUAGCCAACCUGGCUGAAUUCCAUCGUGCCCAAGUACCGCUGAAGCCGUUAGAGCAUGUCAGUUGGGAUGAACUUGUCACCAGUGAUUUUGGGUUGAUCAUGUCUGAUCAGAUAACAUGCAAAUUGAUAUUUUUAUAGAAACACAACAUUUAAAAUUCCAGAUAAUUUACUUUAAAAUCAUGUCAAAUUACUAGAAUGUCAGCUAUUUCUUUUUUUAAAACAAUAAAAGUUUUGAGAUUC
Messenger RNA from Heteronotia binoei (common prickly gecko), 3637 nucleotides. RefSeq names its product pitrilysin metallopeptidase 1 (gene PITRM1). The transcript has 27 exons. Gene Ontology annotation, biological process: protein processing. Bases 63 to 3188 code for a protein of 1041 amino acids. Gene Ontology annotation, molecular function: metal ion binding. The record is from RefSeq and is a predicted model, not a curated record. Gene Ontology annotation, cellular component: mitochondrial matrix. NCBI's taxonomy places the organism in Eukaryota, Metazoa, Chordata, Lepidosauria, Squamata, Gekkonidae.